GGUUCGAUUCCUGCCGCGGCACUAAUCUCCUUUGGCAAAACACUAAUCUAUACCAUAAACUUUCUCAAAUCACCCACCCUUAGAUUCCAGCGCUACUGAUGCUCCACCCACGACAAUCCCUCCCCAGAUAAGGCCUGUAGUUUACCUCCAGGUGCGUCUCGUUGAUGGCGCAACGGAUCGAGAGGGUCGGGUGGAGGUCUACUACAACGGCUCCUGGGGAACGGUGUGCGAUGACCUCUGGGACAUCAGCGACGGUCACGUAAUUUGUAGGAUGCUGGGUCUGGGUGAGGCGCAGUUAACACAAGGGUAUGGAGCAGGAGAGGGACCUAUUAUCCUUGACAACGUGACUUGCCUGGGGACAGAAGACAACCUUGGGGAAUGCCAGCAUCCAGGAUUGUUUGAGAAUAACUGCAGCCAUGCGGAGGAUGCUGGAGUCAAAUGUUCAGCCACUACUCAGGCACCCCCUAGAACACUGCAGGUGCGCUUGGUGGAUGGCAACACGCCCAAUGAAGCCACUACUCAGGCACCCCCUAGAACACUGCAGGUGCGCUUGGUGAAUGGCAACACGUCCAAUGAAGGUCGUGUUGAGGUCCUGUAUAACGGAACUUGGAGCACCAUCUGUGACGAUUCCUGGGAUCUGCCGGAUGCUCAUGUGACCUGUCGUAUGCUGGGCUAUCCUGGGGCGCAGAGUGCUCUCGCCAGUGGUUUCUUUGGCCCGGGUGAAGCAGGUAUUCUUCUGGACGAUGUGGAAUGUAUCGGAAAUGAAACGAGUCUUGAGGAUUGCCAACACCCUGGGUUCUAUGAGCAUGAUUGUUCCCACAGUGAAGAUGCGGCAGUGGUCUGCAGAGCCACUACUCAGGCACCCCCUAGAACACUGCAGGUGCGCUUGGUGAAUGGCAACACGUCCAAUGAAGGUCGUGUUGAGGUCCUGUAUAACGGAACUUGGAGCACCAUCUGUGACGAUUCCUGGGAUCUGCCGGAUGCUCAUGUGACCUGUCGUAUGCUGGGCUAUCCUGGGGCGCAGAGUGCUCUCGCCAGUGGUUUCUUUGGCCCGGGUGAAGCAGGUAUUCUUCUGGACGAUGUGGAAUGUAUCGGAAAUGAAACGAGUCUUGAGGAUUGCCAACACCCUGGGUUCUAUGAGCAUGAUUGUUCCCACAGUGAAGAUGCGGCAGUGGUCUGCAGAGCACCAGCGGACGUGGACAACCUCAUGACGGAAUGGAAAUUCGUAAUAGGUAAUCCUCAGACGUCCGCUGGUGGCAUUUUCACUGUCCUGUAA
Messenger RNA from Strongylocentrotus purpuratus (purple sea urchin), 1276 nucleotides. Its product is annotated as deleted in malignant brain tumors 1 protein-like. The transcript has 5 exons. The record is from RefSeq and is a predicted model, not a curated record. Lineage: Eukaryota; Metazoa; Echinodermata; Echinoidea; Camarodonta; Strongylocentrotidae. Bases 272 to 1276 code for a protein of 334 amino acids. Gene Ontology annotation, cellular component: membrane.